Nilaparvata lugens (brown planthopper) is the source of this 11076-nucleotide messenger RNA. It is a transcript of the gene kcc, whose product is annotated as solute carrier family 12 member 4. The record is from RefSeq and is a predicted model, not a curated record. NCBI's taxonomy places the organism in Eukaryota, Metazoa, Arthropoda, Insecta, Hemiptera, Delphacidae. Gene Ontology annotation, biological process: chloride ion homeostasis; potassium ion homeostasis; chloride transmembrane transport. Gene Ontology annotation, molecular function: potassium:chloride symporter activity. The transcript has 22 exons. The coding region runs from base 33 to 3272 and encodes 1079 amino acids. Gene Ontology annotation, cellular component: membrane.
GCUGCUAGCCUCCUGCUACUGCUUUUGCGGCGAUGUCCUCGUCCAUCAACAUGGAACGCUUCAAAGUGACCAGAAGUGACGACAAGAAAGCCAAGUACGGAGCGACUGCUGCAGCCGGCAGCAACGCUGAAGUCGAAACUUCGCUCAUGAGGGCCAACUUGGACAUGGACUUCAACCAGGACUCUAUAGGUGAGUACACAGUUACGAACCCUCAGUUGAUCCCUGCUGGUGGAUCUGGACCCACAAGAAGAGCUAUUCGGGAUGGAACUGACGAUCAACCAUUUGUUUCCGAAAAAGAAAAAAUGUCUGGCUACGAGACGAAUCUCUAUCUCUACUCCGAAGAGCUGGAGGACCGUCCGCGUAUUUCGACGCUGCUCGGCUCGCUGGCAAACUACGAGAACACAAUCCCCUCGACGCCGGCCGACCCUGACGCCAAGCCGAGUGCCGGAGGCGCCCGCAUGGGCACCCUCGUCGGCGUCUACCUGCCCUGCAUCCAGAACAUAUUCGGCGUCAUCCUCUUCAUUCGACUCACCUGGGUGGUCGGCACUGCUGGCGCUGUCCAGGGCUUCCUCAUCGUUCUCACCUGCUGUUGUGUCACAAUGUUAACUGCGAUCUCGAUGAGUGCGAUAGCAACGAAUGGAGUGGUGCCGGCGGGAGGCUCGUAUUUCAUGAUAUCGAGAUCGCUGGGCCCUGAGUGUGGUGGCGCUGUCGGAAUGCUAUUCUAUACGGGCACCACGCUCGCAGCUGCUAUGUACAUCAUCGGUGCUGUCGAAAUUGUUCUUACGUACAUGUCACCAAGCUUAUCGAUAUUUGGCGAUUUUACGAAAGACGCGAACAUCAUGUACAACAAUUUUCGGGUGUACGGCACUGGGCUGCUGAUGGUGAUGGGAACGAUCGUGUUCGUCGGAGUGAAGUUCGUCAACAAGUUCGCGUCGGUCGCCCUCGCCUGCGUCAUACUAUCCAUCGUCGCUGUCUAUGUCGGCAUCUUCGUCAACUUCAAUGGAAACGACAAGCUCAAGAUGUGUGUACUUGGAAAUCGAUUACUGAAAGACAUCCACAUUGAUCAGUGCAAUAAAACUGUGGGAGGCGAACUGUACAACCUUUUCUGCCCAGGAAACUCGACAAAGUCUUGCGAUCCAUACUUUCUUGCCAAUAAUGUAUCUAUUGAAAAUGGAAUCAAAGGCUUGGCUAGUGGAGUAUUCUUGACUAAUCUUGGUGACAGCUUUCUUGAGGAUGGGCAGUACAUUGCCAAGUCACUUGAUGCCGAGGAAAUUAACAGGUUGGACCGCCCAACUUACAACCAAGUGAUGGCUGACAUAACUACCUCUUUCACCCUGCUCAUUGGAAUAUUCUUUCCUUCUGUCACUGGUAUUAUGGCUGGCUCCAACAGAUCCGGAGAUUUGGCUGAUGCGCAAAAGUCUAUACCCAUUGGAACAAUUUGUGCCAUUCUGACAACUUCAACUGUCUAUUUGUCAGCUGUUCUCCUCUUCGCAGGAACAGUUGAUAAUCUUCUUCUCAGGGACAAGUUUGGUCAAAGUAUUGGCGGGAGACUUGUGGUGGCGAACAUAGCUUGGCCCAAUGAGUGGGUCAUCUUGAUCGGCUCCUUCCUCUCCACCCUUGGAGCUGGUCUGCAGAGUCUCACUGGAGCUCCUCGUCUCCUACAGGCGAUAGCGAAGGACGGCAUAAUCCCGUUCCUGGCGCCGUUCGCAGUGUCUUCGAGCCGCGGCGAGCCGACACGAGCCCUUCUGUUGACCAUCACCAUCUGCCAGUGCGGCAUCCUGCUUGGCAACGUCGACUACCUGGCGCCUCUCCUCUCCAUGUUCUUCCUCAUGUGCUACGGCUUCGUCAACCUCGCCUGCGCGCUCCAGACCCUCCUGCGCACGCCCAACUGGCGGCCUCGCUUCAAGUACUACCAUUGGUCUUUGUCAUUCAUUGGACUGGCACUUUGCAUUGCGGUGAUGUUCAUGUCAAGUUGGUAUUAUGCUUUGGUCGCUAUGGGUAUGGCUGGAUUGAUCUACAAGUACAUCGAGUACAGAGGAGCUGAGAAAGAAUGGGGAGAUGGAAUCCGAGGUCUGGCAUUGUCAGCUGCUCGCUACAGCCUUCUGCGACUCGAGGAGGCCGAACCGCAUACCAAGAACUGGAGGCCUCAGAUACUUCUGCUCGCUAAGCUUACUUCGGAACUUGUGCCAAAAUACCGCAAGAUGUUCACUUUUACUUCUCAGUUGAAAGCCGGUAAGAUUCAAACGACCGGACUGGGAGGCAUGAAGCCGAACACAGUGAUCCUGGGCUGGCCGUACGGCUGGCGUCAGUCUGAGGAGGAGCAGUCUUGGCACACCUUCCUGCACGCGGUCCGCGUCAUCACCGCUUCCCGCAUGGCUCUGCUCGUGCCCAAAGGAAUCAACUUCUUCCCCGACUCCACACAGAAGAUGAGUGGUAACAUUGACAUUUGGUGGAUAGUACAUGAUGGUGGUCUGCUGAUGCUGUUGCCGUUCCUGCUGAAGCAGCAUCGCACCUGGAAGAAUUGCCGUUUGAGGAUUUUCACAGUCGCUCAGAUGGAGGACAACUCUAUCCAAAUGAAGAAAGAUCUGAAGACAUUCCUGUAUCAUCUGCGAAUUGAGGCCGAAGUUGAAGUUGUUGAGAUGACGGACAAUGAUAUUUCUGCAUACACUUACGAGAGGACGCUGAUGAUGGAACAGAGGAAUAAAAUGGUUCGAGAGCUGAGGCUCAACAAAAAGGAAAGCCUUGGAAUGGUUGACUUCAACGAGAUUCCCUCUGAGGAGAACAUGCCUUUGACUGUUGAUUCAGCUACAAAUACUGAAGAGGUUCAAGCAAUAGUUGAUCAUCAUCAUGAUAUCAAGGCAACUAAGAAUCAGGAGCAGAAAUCAAGAACUAUCAGGUUCCAGGAGCCUUCGGAGAAAGAUGAAGAUAAGCAGGAGCAGAAUCAGACAGAUGGAAGCUCUGAGAAAUCCCCCACUCCCAGUAACAAAUCCCCUGCAGCUGCUAACAAUGUAUCGUCUGGAGAUAAUCCUGCAGUUACGCCGGAUGAGAACAAUGUGAGGCGAAUGCACACAGCUGUCAAACUCAAUGAAGUCAUUUCAAAGCGAUCCUACGAAGCUCAACUUGUCAUUCUCAAUCUACCUGGGCCCCCUCGUGACACUAAGGCCGAGAGAGAGUCAAACUACAUGGAGUUCCUAGAGGUGUUGACAGAAGGCUUGGAGCGUGUGCUGAUGGUGCGGGGAAGUGGCCGCGAAGUGAUCACCAUUUACUCGUGAAGAAGCACUUCUGUGAUCACAUUACUAGUAUUUUAUAAACAGUCUUCAAGUCAGUGCACAAUUCUAGUUCUAGGUUUUAUUAUCAAUCAUUGUUCGUUCAUAUUAUCAUCCACAAUGCAUCUCUCAUCGUUCAAACUUGUAGCGCAGACUAUUUAAUGACAUGACUGUUCCACAACUAUGUGUUACAAGCUCACUUCAAAUAACAAUUUCAACCAUUAUAACUCAAACGAGCAUUUAAACAACUGAUGAGCUUUUGAAUAAAAUAAUAACUCACCUUUCCACCCAUUUCAAGCGCUAUCAAGCGCUAAUAAUAGCGAAAGUUAUUCGAAAGAUCCACUUCCAAAUAACAAUUUUAUGAACUUGAUAUGUUGAACUCUCAUAGAGAUUAAGCCUGAUGCAAUGAUUUUAAUUAUUCGACUUGAAUCUUGGAAUCUCACAUACCCGACUUUAGGGGCUAUUUCUCGAUGUCAUUGAAUGGUUUGUAGUUUAGUUUCUCAGAUCUUACUUCAACCGAACGUGUUCAAAGAUGAAGGAAUAGUUCUAUAUCGAUUUAAAGAAAGAGGCAAUACCAAACUAUUUGUUAUGAGUUUUACAAUUCUAUCAUUACUGUUUAGUAGUACAUUUUUAAGUUUUUCUAAAACAGGAAUUUUUAAAAGUUUUAAACUGGAUUGAUUUCAAAAUAUCAUAUCCAAUCUGGAUUGAGUUUUAACAUCAAUGUACUUGGAUCAUAUUACUUCUCUGUUCAAUAAGCUAUAUUCAACAUUUAUUAAGUCUCAAUUUUCGAAACAGAUUCAAAAAGUGCUCCUUAUAAAUUGUGUAAGUCUUUCUGUUGUGGUAGAUUAUUACUGGUCGAGUAAUGAUAAAAUGUAUCAUUUAAUUAUCAAACAAAUAUAUAUACUACUCGUAUUCAAUGUUGUGAAGCUCAUAACAAUAAUAGCCUAAUAUUAAUACUGUGCAUUUGAUAAGAUUGCAAUAUUAUCAAUCUUCGUGAUUCUAUUCACAUAAACUACACUUUGAAUGAAAAAUUAUUGAUGAUCUGAAUUUAUAUUUUAAGAGGAAAUUUCUUGUAAUCUUUUAAAGAUGUCAGAUUGCGCUUAGAUAUAGACUAUUAUAGUCAGGUUUCUGAAACCUAGAAACAUCAUCCUCAUACUCAGUUUCCAUUAAUUCUUUUGUAAAAAUUCAUACUUCAUAUCUCAUAAAAAUAUUAGAGAUGAGUGUCGCACGUAUCUAAAUUUCUAUUCAGACAACAAAAAUAUUAUAUAAAUGUUAAAGACUUGGCUCAUUUUCUACUCUGUGUUCCGUAUGUGUAAAUUUUUAUCGUAAAAUUUAUCGUCGUGACUAUAUAAAUUAUAAAAUAUUGAUCUACAUAUAGUUAUCUAAUGAACUUAUCAAGUGAUAAUUUAUUGUACUAUUAUUAAUUAGAAUAAUGGAAUGAAUCAAGCUAUCAACUUUAUAUGAAAUUGAGAAACAUUUUAGUGAAUUUGAACCAAGAGUAAUUAUAACAAUUAAUUAGUAGAGUAAACAGAUAGCGAAAUAAUUUAACCAAUAGUGAAUCUCAUAUUCUCACAGUAUCAUAAUCAUUAUUGAUAACCUCAACGAGCUGAUUUUGCUGAUAAUGUUGGAGAAUCGCCAACAUAUUUCACACAAAUCAACUCAAUCGUACAAACUACAUUGUUCAAUUUUAUUGCAUUUUGAAUAGUGUCGGUCGUUUUAAGAAUGAUAAGUUUCAAGUACUGAUGUAUGUGGAUGGAAUAGGUUAAGACUUAGUUUCAUUCUAUAGUGAGAAAUACUAUGCUUUAGUAGAACUUGGGAACGUUAAUUUUCUGGAGUAGGUGAUCAGCAUACUUGUUGAUCUGUAAUAGUUCUCUUUAGAUGUCUUAAAGUUUCUAACAGUUUUGUAUUAGGAGAGAAAAAUAAUUAUUCAAUAAGGAUUAAUAAGUUUAGUUCUAUGUUGAAUGCGUGGUACCGUACUUAUGAUAACAAAGUAAUAGUCUAAAAUGAUCAAUUCAAUUAUCAUUGUAGUAGUCGAUUAGCUAGUCUCAUAAUUGCGUUGGAUGUGAUAAAAAUCGCUAGCUCUUCUCAUGAUUGAGAGCUACUUACCUUCAAUCACUUCAUAUUGUAUUAUAGUAGAAAAUAUAAUAUGUUGUGAUCUCUUGUAAAAAAGAAUUUUAAUUGUAUUAUUAAAGUCUAUCAGCAUAAAAUGAAAGAUUUUUAGAUAAGAGUAUAAAUUAUAAGGUGUAAAUAUCUAGCUCUUCUUGUAAAAAUCUAAUAUUUUAAUAGCAUUUAUUGGUUUGUGUACAGUUAUUUCAGCUCUGAGCCUCUUUGUGAAUUAUAUUAGUUUCAUACUAAUUUCAACCAAUGAGAAGUUUCACGAUCAUCAGAAUUUGAUUUUUGGUUAUUCUUCUCACAUUGAAACGUUCUCAAUCAUAAUUUUUGUUCACCUUUAUCGAAAUUCCAAAGUUUUCGUGAUACCAUUUCACCAUUGAUUUGAGAUAGUCAAAUCAAUACUGAUUGUAUUGAGUCCUCUAAUAAUAGUCGCUGAAUCCCUGUUAUCUCGGAACAUUUUUUGAACAAUUAAAGACUGAUGAGCUCGACUGUGUUGACAUCCCAGCUGAAUCCAAAAUGGAUGAUGAAGAUUGGAGUGCUCAAAUUUUAAGUGGAGUACGGUAUAUCAACUUCUGACUUUGAGUAGCUGGACUGUGUUUUUGAGACAUAGGAACACCUUGUGUUCGAGAAGACGAAGUCCGUGGUGGAAAUAGUUUGAUGAUUGAAACUAGACUGCUGAGGAGUAUUCCGGGUUUUGUAUUCCGAAUAUUAACCCAGUGAGGGAGGGGGGGUUGUCUUGAACACCCUGCUGGUGAUUUGCCAUUGAUGAAAAGACAAUUGAUGCUAAUCUCUUGGAGGAGGAUUGGAAUGAUUUGGAGGAGGUUUCCAUGCUGGAACCCUUUUAUUAAACAGUGAAUUAGAGAUCUUAGCUGAGAGAUUGAAGGGUUCAUUUAGGAACCCUAAUUCUGGGUGAAGUGGGUAGGAAUUCUAUGUACCGUGAUAAAACAUUCGAAAAGCCCUAUUAGAAUAAAUGAAUAAGUAACAGUAGAUUGUUUUUAUGAAAUUCUUGUUUAAUUUUUAUAACUUGGAACCAUUUAAUUUGACAAUAUAAGUGGACGCAUUGUGAAUAGUUUUGAAAUAUUUUUUCACAGAGAGGCUCUUAAAAAUGUUACCAAGCAAUAUUAUGAAAUUUAUAUUAAAGUAUAUUUUUAAUCUUUCCAUGACUGUAAAUCGAAUCAAAAUCUAUAUGAAGAAUAAACUGAAUAGGCCUACUUGAAUUCUAUUAGAAUAAGCAAGAACUGCGCAUUCCAUCACUAGAUUAAUGCUUGGUCCUAUUUAUAAAUUUAUAAGUUUUGCCGAUUCAAUACAUUCUUUAUUAAUGUGUUGAUUCUUGAAAUUUCUUAUGCAAGUGUGAGAACUUGCUUUGAAAUGCAAUUUCUUGCCUCCAAUAGGAACAAUGUAUUGACGAUUGCUUUGCAGAUGGUAAUUUCAAGGAUGAAGCUCGGCUGCCUAUUCAGAUCUAUCAAGAAAAUAACAAAUUCAUAAAUCCCAUAAUGGUGUUUUUUGAACUUUUUAAAUAUACCUUUCAACUUACCUUCUGUUAGGCCAUGUUCUAUCUCUUUACUCAAGUUCUAAAUCAAUUCAAUUCGGAUUUGGUCUAUGAAAAUUUCUUAGUGAUCGAAUGCCAGUUCUGUCUGGAGACUCUUGAAAUUCCAAUUCCACUUCAAAAGGAUUCCGUAGAAAACUUUCUUAGCACACAUGAUGCAUUCAUCAUUCAGAUACAUUUUUAAUACCUUAAAUUAAUACUUCAUAAUAUUUUCAUCUUAACAAAAGUUUUAUUCCUAUUGAAAAUUAUAAAAUAAAAAUUAAAAAAUUCAAUUUCAUUCUAAUUUAUCAGUGAUAUGACAUUAUUAUUCAAUGAGUUUUUUCGGCUAUGUGAUUCGAAUCAUAUGAAGUUGUUGGAUCAGAGUAUUAAAUAUUUUUGUAGAUAUAAAAUAUAUUCAUGUUGGCAUUCAAAAUUUAUUUUCAGGAUUUGGAUAGGCUUACUCUAUUUACUUGAAUCUAAAUAAAUUCAGAAACUUAAACGAUAGUGGCUGAAACUGCAUUUAUAAUUAUAUUAUUGGAUGCACUAUUGUGAAAGGCCUUUGAAAUUAUUGAUAGGCUUGGAAAACAAUGUAAUUUACACAUUCACAGAUGAUUAACAAACAAUUUAGAGAAACUGUAGUGAUAAUAAGAGGUGCUAAAUCAAGGGAAAUGCCAGUCAGAGGGUAUGAAAAUAGUAUAGCCAUUGAUUGAAUGUAUAAGAUAUAGUAAUGCGUAUUUAUUGAGAAAAUAUUGAAAGUAAAACAAUUGAGAACGUACAAUGCAUUAUUAACUCAAAAUUAAAAUGGGCAUUCAAAAUACAGAGCCAGACCGUUUGAUCCUUGAAAACUAAAUGUGGCCAAAAACUAUUGUUAUAAUAGGCCAUCAAUGUCAACGGAUCAGAGCUAUUAAAAUACUGUCUCCAUCAGAAUGGAAGGUUUAUGCGAUAAAUGAUGAGAAAAGCCAUUCAGGUAGAUCUAACUAAUCUAAAUAGUAAGAUAUAUUAUUAUCAUCCGAGUCAAGCGAUGCUUGGUACUUGUUAAAAUAAAAAAAUAGCUACAAGUAGCCUACAUAGUUGAAUCUUUUCACCACCUUUAGUCAUUCAUGGAGUACAGUCAUUCAAUAAUUGCUAUAUUCUCUAUUUUCAAUGUCCUCAAGCCUAUCAAUAUAGUCUAUUUUAGUUUUCCACUUCAUUUUUUCUGUCGCAAAUGUCUAAGAGUUUAUCUAUUAUGGUUGAUAUAAGAAUUCUUAUAGGAGGAAAAUCGUUUUUAGAUAUUUAUUGAAAUUAUGUUUCAGACGCUGUAUAUGCGGCUUCAUGUUCAUAAUUAUAAUUUUCUCUAAAUGAAUAAUCAAGAAAAAUGGUUAUCAUCAAUGAAUUGAUACCAAAGUGUCAAAGAUAUUGAUACCAAAGAUACUAACUGUUCUUUAUUGAAACUUCCCUUGAAGUCCACUUCAUAUUUUGAUUUUGUUCUGAAGUUAUUUUUUUAGAACUUUGGAGUCUCCUACAUACGCUACUUUAUAGAAAUACAGUAACUAUCUGAACUUGUCAAUUUACGAAACAAUGAUUGUUUUUAAACUCAUUGUACUAUCAAAGUGUACUGUAUUAUGGUCUUAUUUCAUAACAGCCUACUGUUGUGAUUUAUAUCGAUAUCGAUUAUAAAAAUUAUUAUUAGUAUAAAAGAAAGAAAUUAUGCAUAAUGAAACUGAACAGUAUUCUAGAAUAAAAUAGAUUAAAAUAUAUUUAUUUUCUAUUCUUGUUAUCUAUGUAUUCUUUGAAUAAACUUGGGUUCCUGAAGAGUAUAUUCAAUUAGAAUGCAUGAAAUGCAUACGAAGAUGUAGCUUGAAAUAGAAUAACAGUAACGUAUCUGUGUCACGAGAUACAAGAUAAGAAUAAUUUUAUUAUAUUACAAUCUGUCAACAUUUCCUCCCCCAUAUUCAUAUUUGAUCAUAUUUCUAAUAAUGUACCGUAUCGCAAUAUCGCAAUUCACUUCUGAAUUCGACAAUAUUUUCAUUUAUUUUGAUUCCAAACGUUCAAGUAAACAAAUUCAGAACCUCAAGUUCAUUGCUCCCUUCAAUUAAACAAAUGACCUCGAUCAAGCUCAACAGGCUCAAAUAAAUCCAUUACGCGUGUUUUAACAGCAAAAAUUGAUAUUUUUCUAUCAAAAAUACUGAGUUGGAUUAGUUGUAUUGAAAAUUAUAUGGGAAUAGAGUCAUCACUGUUGAUGUACGUUUAAUAGAUGUUAGAAAACUAUAUUUUCAAAAUAAAUGUCAUACAAUCAGUCGUCUAUUUUAGUCAGAGAAAUAAUUUAAAUAUUCACAUAGUAUCACUAUUAUUUGAAAUAUUUUUUUAAAACUUCCAUUAUCUCAAUUUAAUGGUUUGUUGAAAAAUUAUAAGUGUUGUAUUCCAUCAAUCAAUCAAAGAAAUGUGAAAUGUAAGAUAUGUAGGCUACAGUAAUCUAAUCCCUUCUUGUAUGAAAAUGGAUUCAACCUAGCUGUAGUUUAGUUGAAUGAAUAGUUUGUAACAUAUUAUUGAGCAGAAAAAUGUUGUCUAAUUAGCGGUAGGUCUACCAUACCCUAUCUAAUGUGAAAAUAUGAUGUUCAUUGAAUCAAACGUUGGUACUUUUAGAAUAAGAAAACAUUAUGUGAUCUUUGCAUCUUAACUGUUGUAUUAAUUAUGUUUGGCUAGAUGUAAUUUAUGUAUAUUUCGAAGAUCUUAAAAGAUCACCGGUUAGAUCACAAAAUCUGAAGUUUUGGUGAUUGUGCCUUCAAUUGUGUUUCAUCUUUAUGAAUAAUGUAGAAUCAUAAGAAUUAAAUGUUGGAAAAAUUCCCCCUUUUAUACUUUUCAUCCUAUUUUAAUUUGCACUCUUUCCAUUUUGUAAUGAAAAAGUCAAUCAUUUGUUGUAAAAAAGUUCACAACUUGAAAUAAGAGUGGCUUCAUAGUUCUCAUUUGAUAAAAUGUGAUUAAUUGAGGUUGAAGGUGGACUUUUCAAAGUAAUCCUCAACUACCAACUUUUUCCAUUUCCAUGAUUUAAAAUAAUAUGAACAAAUUAUUGAUAAUUUAUUGACAAAUUAUUAAUAAUUUCUGAGAAAUUAAUUAUUUAGUAUUGAUGGCACCAUUAAUAUAAAUCGUAAUACCUACUUUUUAAUAAAUAAAUUUCAACUUUCCGAGAGAUCAGACUUGGAACAAUAAAAAUCUUAAAAUAACCUUCCCCGAUAGUACUUCUCUACAAUUUUCGUUUCCCAUAGACUGCAUUUAGAACAUCAUAUCGUCAAGAUUUUCCUCUAUUGCUGAAACCUAAAAUCGAAUGUAAAUUUAAAAUAUCACUGUAUUUAUCAUAAAAAUUGAGUGCACUAAUGAUUCCAUAACAGAAAUAUCUUCAACUAAAAUUUUAUAGAUAUAAGAUUCUCAAAAUUAUAUUAUAAUAAUAGAAAUUUAUAAUGAGCUCCACUUCAAAACUAUCUAUAAGAAUUCUGGAGCUGUUAUUCAGCAAAAAUUUUCAAUGAAUGCUAGUGUAAAUAAUUCUUAAGACAGUAACAGUGAAGUAUACAUUUUAUCAUGCUAUAAAACAUUAAUACUUGAUGGAAUGUUGGUAUUGGUGUCUUUUAAAUGAUUAUCUACAGCCUUGAUUGAAUUUACUCUUGAAUUGGCGCAGUUAUCAUCAAUAAUAAUUGAAUCACUUGUUUUGUGACUGCUCCUCAGAAUCAGCACUUACUUUUGUUCCUACGUGUGGCACAUUAGGCCUAACUUUUUUCUUAAGGUAAAUUAUAUUGAUAGAUAAUCAAAAUUAAAAAAAAAACACUGAAAGACACAAAUUGAUCAAUUCCUUUCAAACUUGAAGUAUUACUUAAGGCACUUAUCUUGUAAUAAAGACCAAAUACCCGAAACUACUCACGCAACGCGGACAGUUAUACAAUGUUAUACAAUUCAAGGUAUUAUUUUACUAGUAUAAAUUAUUACACAGAUGUUAACUGAAUACUCUCCCAUCAACAAAUCCCACUCAUCGUGUUCAGGAUGGAAAAAUCAGUUGAGUAAUUAUUCAUUGAUGGAUAAUCCGCAAUGAGCAGUUUGUAAAUAUGUAAUUUGUAUAAUAAUGGGUCUUUUAAUGUACAAUUAUUAUUGUUACACUAAUGCAUGAUUUGUGCCUGUUAAUUGGAUAAUAAAGAAUAUAUUUAUGUG